Boleophthalmus pectinirostris (great blue-spotted mudskipper) is the source of this 3243-nucleotide messenger RNA. RefSeq names its product glutamyl-tRNA(Gln) amidotransferase, subunit B (gene gatb). The transcript has 13 exons. Gene Ontology annotation, molecular function: glutaminyl-tRNA synthase (glutamine-hydrolyzing) activity. The record is from RefSeq and is a predicted model, not a curated record. Gene Ontology annotation, biological process: glutaminyl-tRNAGln biosynthesis via transamidation; mitochondrial translation. NCBI's taxonomy places the organism in Eukaryota, Metazoa, Chordata, Actinopteri, Gobiiformes, Gobiidae. The coding region runs from base 172 to 1821 and encodes 549 amino acids.
CCCGCCAGUUGAGGAGGACGGAUCUGACGCAACUUCCGCCAGCCGCUUACCGCCUUUGUGAAUGGGAUUUGUAGUUUUUCUUUCUAAACAGUCCGCUAGACGUACGUGUCCCCGGGAAUUUCUAAAAACUACAUUUCCCAUUCUAAACAGUGCAGCGUGACAGAUAGAAGCAUGGCAGCCUCUACUGCAGCCGCAAGUGAACUUCUGUGUCAUUUUAAUAAACAAAUGCCUCGUCUGUAUCAUAUUUCUUUAUGUAUAUGCAGGAGAAUAAGCUCAUCAGCUGCAAAAUGCGCCAGUCAACCACAAGCGAAGCCAAAAAGCUCUCCCCUAGAGCUGGUGGGUGUCGUGGGAUUAGAGAUCCACGCUCAGAUUCGCGCCAACACCAAACUGUUCUCUGCCUCACCCAUGCGCUUCUCUGCUCCCCCAAACUCCCUGGUCUCGUUCUUUGAUGCAUCUUUACCUGGCACAUUACCUGUCCUCAACAAGCGAUGCGUGGAGGCAGCAGUUAUGACAGGUCUGGCUCUUCACUGCACCAUCAACCGAAGGUCCCUGUUUGACCGAAAACACUACUUCUAUGCCGACCUCCCCGCUGGAUAUCAGAUUACACAGCAGAGGUGCCCCAUUGCGGUGGAUGGGGUGUUACAUUACAACCUGAUGGGAGGAAAGAAGAAGAACCAGGUGGUCAGAAAAAGUGUACGCAUCAAACAGAUUCAGCUGGAGCAGGACAGUGGCAAGAGUCUCCAUGACGACCUGCGGAGUCAGACCCUCAUAGACCUCAACAGAGCAGGUGUAGGUCUAAUGGAGCUGGUGAUGGAGCCGGACAUGAGCUGUGGGGAGGAAGCCUCUGCUGCAGUGCGAGAGCUGCAGCUCAUCCUACAGGCUUUGGGAACCUGUGAAGGGAACAUGUCUGAGGGCCAGCUCAGAGUGGACGCCAACGUGUCUGUGCACCGACCUGGAGAACCCUUUGGCGUCAGGACGGAGGUGAAGAACAUCAACAGUGCACGAUACCUGGCUCGAGCCAUCGACUAUGAAAUCCAGAGGCAGAUCCAAGUGCUGGAGAGGGGAGGCACGGUGCAGAAUGAAACCCGAGCAUACGACUCCAAAGCUGGGGAGACCAUCCCCAUGAGAGACAAGGAGGGCCUUCAGGACUACAGGUUCAUGCCAGAGCCUAACCUUCCUCCUCUGAUGGUUUAUGAGGACCGAGCCUCGAUGCCCGCUGGUCUGGACCUGUGCCAAGCCGUGGUGGUGCAGGAGAUCAGAGACGCGCUGCCCGAGCUGCCCAGUGUGACCCGGGACAGACUGGUGCACACCUACAGCAUCCUGCCAGAGCACAGUUUUACAUUAGUGAAUGAGGACGGUCUGGUGGAGUAUUUUGAGGCUGUGAUGGGGCAGACCAAAAUGAACGCACGGAAGGUGAUUGGCUGGGUGACAAAGGAGCUGCUGGGUCAGCUCAAGCAGAAGGACCAAAGUGUGAGCCAGAGCCCUAUCUCUCCAUCUGCGCUGGCCGAAUUGCUGGAACUUCAGGAAAACGGGCACAUUUCCUCCUCGGUCGCUAAGCAGGUGUUCCAGGAGAUGUGGGGGUCACCGGGAAGGAGGGCGCAGGACAUCAUCGAGGAGAAGGACUUGGGACUCGUUAGUGACACCGAGAAAAUACACAGCAUCUGCCAGAAGAUAGUGGACUCACACCCAGAGGAGGUCAAUGCCAUCCGAAAUGGGAACAAAAAAGUGCUUAACAAACUGAUGGGUCUGGUGCAGAAGGAGACCAAAGGACGAGCCGACCCUGUUCUGGUGCGGGCCAUUCUACAGGACAAGACUUCAUAAACUCACUGUGUCACGUUCAACUGCAUUUAGGCUCCAUAGCUGCAAAAGAGGGGCAGCUAGGAGGGGUUUUGGUGUUCAUUUUCAGUUCAGAUCAGCAGUCUAUGCGCCUCUGUGGGGCUGGAGAGGGGAGCUGGUAAGGGAGGGUUUGGCCACGGUUGAGCGGUGGAAAAGAGCCACUUGGGAGCUAGUGUUGGAAUACAGAUUGGAACAGUGUGGAAAAUCUACUGCAGCUAAAAAGUUUGAAUUCAAAACUGUGGAUGUGAUUAGAAUAUUAUCCUGAGUGUAUUAUCACCAGGGGGAUUUGUAAAGAACUGCUACACCUUACAAGAUGAGGAGAACAACAUGGCUGGAUUUCUGUUUUGUGACAACAUUUAUCAAGGGAAAUGAGACAUGAGACUUUUUUUUUAUACAGUUAAUAUGCAAACCUAGUUGUUGUGUAAGAAAAAGAUCAUUUUGUUAAUAUUUUAAAAGAAAUGUUAAAUUAUGAAUAUUUAACUCUAUACACAUGUUGUUGUCUUUAUUCAACAUGUUUGCAUUUAGUUGAUCUGCAACCAGAUGAUGUAGAUGUGAUGGAUGGUUACUCUUCAAGGUAAGGGGCUGGUUAAGAGUAAUCAGUAGUCUAAUUAGUAUAACAUCUUAAGACCAUCAUUUGGUGUGACCCUCCUAUGGCUCAUAUUUGUUAAGUAAGGUUACAGUCACUUAUGGCAAUAGUAACAGAGGAUAAAUAAAUAAUGAAUGAUGUGGUAUGAAUUAUCAAAUACGACCACCAUAUGCUUAUAUUGUGUGCAUUUGGAGCAGUAAGUACAUUUGUUACUCACUUACGUCGACAUUAAGUAUGCAGAUUACCAUCAAAGAUGCUCUAAUGUUCCAUGUAAAUUGAAUGUCUUCUUGUAACAGAAGAGAAUGAGAUUUCACUAUUGAUUUUUUAAAACACAUUAGCGUAUAAUUAGGCUACACCUAGUGUGUCUCUGACUUUGUGUAGCUGCCAUAGUCAUUACGGGACAGGCCUAAACAAUGAUGGGAGACAGCAGGCGUGAUAGUCGCCCAGUCCAGACAGCUGUUUACAGGUGUUCCAUACUUUCAUGUAAGAAAAAUAAAUAAACUGCCUUUUAAUCAGUUAAUUGAAUGAGUACUGAAACAAUGUUUUCUUAACAAUUGCACAAGUACCUGACCCACAAAAGCCAUAUUUGACAGGGGACAGGGAUAGGUUAGCAACACAUACCUGGAGCUGACCUUGAAAUUGCCAUAGGCCAUGCACAAGGUAAAAGCUUUUUGGUGACUGUUUGCUCAAUUAUUAUCUCACCAUCUCACCUUGGCACAUGUAUUCACUGACAUUUUGAGGUUCAAAAUUUUUUUAUUUAAAAAAAAGAGAGAGAGAAGUCUUUAUCUUUGUUGUAAGAAAAUAAAGAUUUAAAAUACAAA